This is a messenger RNA of Zymoseptoria tritici IPO323, 978 nucleotides long. RefSeq lists its product as uncharacterized. The transcript has 2 exons. The coding region runs from base 1 to 978 and encodes 325 amino acids. The record is from RefSeq and is a predicted model, not a curated record. NCBI's taxonomy places the organism in Eukaryota, Fungi, Ascomycota, Dothideomycetes, Mycosphaerellales, Mycosphaerellaceae.
AUGCAGGUCGCGCUCAAUAUAUUGCUGUUCUUCGCUGGCUUCUCGAUUGCGACGUUCAUUGCAUUGAGGCCAAAGAAACCCGGUCGAGAUCUCGAGACGCUUCGCUAUGUCGCUGACGGACUGCAUCACAAAGCACAAAGCUUGAGUACGGGUUGUUCAGCAGUCGAGGAUGAGAGGCGAGUGGUACAAGGAGAUGGGGAAAAUCUACUCACAAAAGAGCAAGUCGAAGCUAAGUACGACAUGGACGCAUGGCAGCGGAAUGUCUACGAAGAGUUCAAGACGACAAUCCUGGCGAAAGGGACUGGCCUCAAGACAUUUCCAUGCGUAUACGCCACGAUGGGCUAUCGGAGCGGCGACCAUCGUUACGUCUUCCUGCAUUCCGACGAUCCAUCAGAACCUCGCAACAUCCGCCUCAUCGCGCCCGCAUUGAAAGCAUACCUCCGACUGUCUCGCUCACUCGGGCCAAACACGAGCCUGGUUAUCAUGGGUGCUCCAACAGAAGGCGAGCAGAGGAGCGUUGAAGAGUACAACCACAACUUUUGGGAGAUGCUUCGAGGUCUGAGGAUCUGGGAUUCCGCACCAUGGCCAGAAAACAUCCCGCAAGAGACGGACGAUCAAAACUGGACUUUCUGCUUCGAUGGCGAGCCGCUAUUCCCCGUGGCACUUACUCCUGCCCACCAAAAGAGAUGGUCUCGACGUGCGCCGGUACCACUGAUCGCACUGCAACCAAAAUGGGUCCUCGACAAUUUGCUUUCCACCACAGAAAAAAGAGAGGCGGCCACGGGCAAAGUGAGGAAAUUGCUCGCCCAAUACGAUCAGACCGAGGUCAGUCCAGACUUGACGACGUAUGGCCAGGCCAGCGAGGUACACCAGCUUUGCCUCAGGGACGAAAACACGACGGUAGAAUGUCCUUAUGGCGAUUUCGACAAGGGCGGCUCUUCGCCCGCAUCUUCCCGACGAGCAUCGAUGGAGCAAUAG